UAGUUUAUUUCGAUAGAUAAGGAUGGAUAAGCGCGUAACGGUGCUGCUGCCUAAUGGCCGCCGUCAAAAUGUGAAUGUCUCUCCUAACAUGACUCUGCUGGAGAUCUUGGAAACAGCUAGCGCGAAACAUGGUUUCGAUAGUGAAGAACACUGUCUAAAAUUUCACAAUAAGGAAGUAAGCCUGACUCAGCAGUUUCGUUUCAGUGGUCUGCCAAACAACUGUGUGCUAGAAAUGGAGCCCACUGAAAAGCGACGCACCGUGGGAAAUGUCGUCGUUUGCAUACAACUGAGCGAUGGUUCGCGUGAGCAAGGGGAGUUCGGUCCAGGGAGUACUUUAUGGCAGGUGGUAUUGAAUCUGUGCAGUGCACAGAUGGACUCAUAUGAGAGUCCUGUUAUCAUUUACAUGCGAAGCGAGGUGAUUGGCAAAGAACAGAUGCAGCAAACAACACUUAAAUCGCUGGGAAUAUUGGAAGGCCGCGUCAUGAUGCGACUAAUUGAUAAGAAACCGGAGGAACUGAGAGUUCAGGCGAACGUGUACAAACCUCCUGUAGUAGAGUCGAAGCCAAGGGUAGAUGACGACCAACCCAGUACGUCUAGAUCGGUCAUGGGAGGCGGGGGUGGCUUUGCGCUCACAAGUAACAUGGUGAAGUCCCUCAAACGAACAGCACCGGAAGGCAAUAGCGCCGUUGAUCCUAAUACUAAUGAUAAUCAAAAAAACGAAUCGGUGGAUGAGCCGGAGCGGCCUAAAGCUGACUGGGGUAGUGGCUCAGGUUACUCGAUGCAUCAGCCGAAACAGUCUGAGCUGGACGAUGACCAGGAGGAAGUCUCGGAUCAAGCACCACCUGAGGUAAACGUAAUUGGCCCGCGUCAUGCGGUUCUCUUCUCUCUAGAUGCAUCAAAAAAGCAAAGCGAUGAACUGCCCGAUUCAUUCUUCGAUUUGACAGUUAAUGAUUUAAAAAUGGUUCUGCGUGACCUUAAACGCACCUCAUCAGGGAACGAGGACGCACCGUUGUUAACGGCCAAGUUGCGCGAACUUGAGCGGCAAAAGACCAUGUUGACCAAGUUAAAUCAAUACAAGGAUUGUGUGCUGCGCAUCCAGUUUCCCGACCGUUUCGUUUUGCAGGGCAUCUUUAAGCCCUACGAACAGCUUGAAAGAGUUGUUUCCUGGGUGCGUGAGUUUCUAGCGAACCCAGUAGAGCGGUUUCAACUCUUCACUAUACCGCCAAAAAAGGUUUUGCCCGCUGAGGAAACGCUGUUAGAGUUAAACUUUGUUCCCAACGCAGUACUGCAUUUUGCCUAUGUGGAGGAGAAUUUAAACACUGACAACCAUCGUUUUAUACAGGAUAAAUUUAUUGAUCAGUUGACGUCAGAAGAGGGCGCUCAUUAUGCAGUUAUAUUAUAUCGCACUAAAGUUUCUCCCACCUAGUUAAAUCUGGAGUUAGCGGAUGGUGGUUAUAUGUAAAUCAUUAUGAAAACAGCUUUCGUGAUAUUAAAGGAAUCCGUUUUAUAAUAAAUUAAUCAGCAGAAUUUCAAUUUCA
Scaptodrosophila lebanonensis is the source of this 1538-nucleotide messenger RNA. Its product is annotated as tether containing UBX domain for GLUT4. The transcript is spliced from 2 exons. The record is from RefSeq and is a predicted model, not a curated record. Gene Ontology annotation, molecular function: protein binding. Bases 23 to 1426 code for a protein of 467 amino acids. NCBI's taxonomy places the organism in Eukaryota, Metazoa, Arthropoda, Insecta, Diptera, Drosophilidae.